ACUAUGAGCACCUAUUUCAAUAUUCAGCAACAGCAAGGAAACGCGCAAGGCAUGUCUGGAGUUCAGAUGAAGGCGAACGCCUAUGCGUAUAACCCUGAGGAGAUUGAAGAAAAGUUAGUAAAGGGAGCGAACGCGCAGGGCUCAAACAUGCCUGAGAACACAAACUUGUUAGAUGAGGACACAAGCCUGUAUGUGACCUCGGAAAACCAACUUCUAGCAGCAACUUCCUUCGAGCAGAUGAGUCUUGACCCUCGCUUUAUCGAUGCCUUAUAUAAAGUGCUGGGGUUUAAUCGUCCCUCUUUAAUUCAAGCUCAGGCGAUUCCCUAUAUUCUCAGCCAGCCCCGUCAUCAUAUUAUCGUUCAGGCUCAGAACGGCAGUGGAAAGACGAUCUGUUUCCUCCUUGGCUCCGUUUCCUAUAUCGAUGAGAACGUAAAGCUCCCCCAAGUUCUCAUUCUGGUCCACGCGCGCGAGCUCGCCUUGCAGAUCGCUGAGGUGUGUCGCAAGCUCGUCAGCCAGACCUCUAUCGAGUGCACCUGCUCGCUCAAAGGCAUUCCCUUCAAUUCCUCCGCGCAAGUCGUAAUCGGCAGCACGGACUCCGUAAAGAACGCAGUGCAAUCCAUGCGAUACAACUGGAGCCAUCUGAAGUGUUUGGUCAUCGAUGAAGCAGAUCAUGUCCUCGAGGAUCGUCACUUCGCUCCGGACAUUCGCUCCAUGGUUUCUCUCUUCACCGCGAUGCAGCUGCCUCUCCAGAUCCUCCUCUUCUCCGCCACAUUCAACGAAAAGGUCAUGCGAUUCGCUCGCAGCAUCGCGCCGCAAGCCAUCGAAAUCCGCAAAACCGCAGCGGAUUUGAGGCUCCGAACCGUACACAUGUACUCGGUGAUGGCGGGCGGGUUCGAGGCGAAGUGCGAAGCGUUGGAGAAGGUGUACCGCGUGCUGGACGUGGGACAAACGUGCAUUUUUGUGAACCAACGCGCGGUCGCGGACCGGUUGGGCGAGUGGAUGCGAGGAAAGGGACACGUCGUGGAGGUGCUGCGUGGCGGCGAUAUGGAUUUGAAGAAGCGGGAGGAGACGCUGAAGGCGUUCCGGGAGGGGAAGACGAAGGUUUUGAUCUCGACGGAUGUGUUGGCGCGCGGAAUCGACGUGAUGGACGUGACGCUGGUGGUGAAUUUUGAUCUGCCGAUGGAGGGGAAGAAGUUUGACUCGGAGACGCUGCUAAGGGCGUGUCGAUCACGCUGGUGGAGAACGAGAAGGAAGCGGAGCUGAUUCAGGGAAUGAGCGAGUUCGGAAUGAAAGUGGAGCCGAUUUCGCUGGAUGACAUGGAGACGGUGGAGAAGAAGAUGAAUGAGGAUUUAAAGU
This is a messenger RNA of Blastocystis hominis, 1356 nucleotides long. RefSeq lists its product as hypothetical. The transcript has 6 exons. Gene Ontology annotation, biological process: poly(A)+ mRNA export from nucleus. The coding region runs from base 148 to 1263 and encodes 371 amino acids. The record is from RefSeq and is a predicted model, not a curated record. Gene Ontology annotation, cellular component: nucleus; cytoplasmic stress granule. Lineage: Eukaryota; Bigyra; Opalinata; Blastocystidae. Gene Ontology annotation, molecular function: RNA binding; RNA helicase activity; ATP binding.